Molecule: messenger RNA, 2971 nt
Organism: Pelobates fuscus (common spadefoot toad)
Lineage: Eukaryota; Metazoa; Chordata; Amphibia; Anura; Pelobatidae
Gene: REEP3
Product: receptor accessory protein 3
Exons: 8
Coding region: 213-977 (254 amino acids)
Cellular component (GO): cytoplasmic microtubule; endoplasmic reticulum membrane
Molecular function (GO): microtubule binding
Source: RefSeq, a predicted model, not a curated record
CUGCUCGCACAGCCUGCCUGCUCCUCCGGAGAGAUGUGGGAGCUCAGCCUUACCGGGAGCCAAGUUUAGCAGACACCGGCCUCUGUGAUCGCAGCCAGGGCCUAGGACACCAGGGACUCUCCUGCCGAACCCCCCGCUCACACCCACCUGGGACCCGCGGAGCCAGUACCAGAGCUCGGGGGGCCUUGGGCGGUGCCAGCCCCGGGAGGAAGAUGAUGUCGUGGAUCAUCUCGAAGGCCGUGGUGUUGGUAUUUGGUAUGUUGUAUCCGGCCUACUAUUCAUACAAAGCUGUGAGGACGAAAAAUGUGAGAGAAUAUGUACGAUGGAUGAUGUACUGGAUUGUGUUUGCCCUUUACACUGUAACAGAAACAAUAGCAGAUUUAACAAUAUCAUGGUUUCCACUUUAUUAUGAACUGAAGAUUGCCUUUGUUGUCUGGCUGCUGUCCCCUUAUACAAGAGGGGCUAGCCUAUUGUAUAGGAAAUUUCUGCAUCCUCUUCUUUCAUCUCGAGAAAGGGAGAUUGAUGACUAUAUUGUACAAGCCAAAGAAAAGGGAUACGAAACAAUGGUGAACUUUGGCAAGCAAGGGUUGAAUUUAGCUGCAACUGCCGCUGUAACUGCUGCUGUGAAGGGCCAGGGAGCUAUUACAGAACGUUUACGCAGUUAUAGUAUGCAUGACCUGACCGCUAUACAAGGAGAUGAACCGGUAGGGGGCAGACCAUUCCAAACUGAAAUCCAGAAGAAACACAGGAACGCGAAUAGCGAGGAGUCUGGAUUCAAUUCCUUAAGAAAAGAUUCUGGUGAUGACAAAACUGAUGACGAUACAGAAGGGGCACAUUCAGAUGAUGAAAUGUAUUCACAAAGCAGACUUCGAAGAUCCCAAAGCAUGCGCUCAGUAAAGGUGGUAAAAGGCCGCAAAGAUAUGCGAUAUGGAUCACUGAAAUAUAAGACAAAGAAGAGACCACAAGUGUAUUUUUGAGUGAAUAUUGCACUGCGGAGACCAACUACUGUAUUACAAUACUUUCAAAAUACCACAUAUGUCCUUAAAAUGUUUAUACAUUUCAGAACCAGCAUUAAUAUACUGUUUUUAGGGGCUGAUUUAUAUGUACUACAAACAUAUUGGAUAAUUAGAGUAUACUUUUAUACUUUUUGCAGGAUACUUGAAAUAGCUUUUACUAAAAUGUGUCUUAAAUAUGUGAUCCAAGGUCUUCUUGAAGAUAGACAACGAUGAAUUAUUUGUAAGCAGAAUGUUUAAUAUUCUGUGAAUCUGGGAUAUGUGACAAUUCAGAGAAACAUGAUGGGAUGAGACUUUGGGAAAACUUAAAUUCCGCAUCUGGGUUUCUCCCAUAGUCUUUACAUCCAUCAUGCAAAAUCAUCUGUGUCAAUCCAGGAUAUUUGUGUUUUUGAACUGAUCUUGAUAUUUAUCGUUCAUGGAAAACUAUGAAAAUUGAGAACUGUUCACUGUAAUCUUAAUUAUCAUUGCAGUUACAAUUUAUUACUUUUUACCUUAAGGUUGGUGGCAGUUAGUGUGCAAUUUUUUUUUAACUGCUGAGCCGUAUUUGAACAACCCUUAACUUGUUUAUGGUCUGCUUUCUAUUUAUAUCUGUACUUAUAGACUUGCAUGUAAAAGUAGAAAAACGUUGUCAUAUUAUUUUUAUUGUGUGCUUUAUAAUAGUACACUAUUCGCAGAGAGACAGGAGUUUAUGGUUUGAUUGCUAGGCUUAUAGUGGUGGAGUGUUUUUGUGUGUUAUUUCUUUUUUUUUUUUUGCUUGUUUGUUUGUGUAUUGUAUCAAGAUCAAUUAAUUUACCAAAGGAUUUAAUCUUACAUUGGAGCUUGGAUGCUCUAAAGGACUGCAGGUGUCUGUCUUCAAAUCUCUUUUAGAAAGAUAAGUAUGGCGUGGCAGAGCUGCUUCAAGAAUAUUUAAUAUUGUUCCACCUAUGGGUACAGUGUUCUUUUGGGAGAUUUAUUUCUAUUCACUAAUGGAAUAGAACAGCACUUAAGGUAAGAAUCUGUAACUCUCAUUCAUUAACAAAACAUAAUACCUUUUUUUGUGGUGGGACUAAAUGUCUCAAUUCAAGCAGCGCUUUCAAGGGAAAUAGAAAAUACAGAACCCUUCACUUGACUAUGUUAGACCAACACUCAAAAGUAUGUUUAUGAAAAAUAAAUUGGAUUAUCUCUCGCUUUCCCCUCCCUCUUUAUCCCUCUACUUUUUGUUCACAUUGUCUUCCAGCAUUAGAUGUUUAAUAAUGUUUUUUGUUUCCUGCACAUCUCCUUGUUUUAUAAGAAAUAUGAUGCUUUCAUUGAGUCUCAAUUUUAAAUACUCUAGCUUUGCUUUUGAACUUUUAUUUUCUUAAUUUCAUUUUCAUUUUUUUUUUUGCUAACCUUUGAGACAAAUUUCAAAAAGAAUAUUGUCUUUUGAUGCUGGUACAGCUACUGCCUGCAUUUGAGUGUCCCACAAACCAGGAUACUUUGCAGUGUCACCAGCCAUUUUAUCAUAAUAACUAAAUGGGUCUUUUUGUUUAAAGGAAGACUUUAUAAAAUUAAAUAUACUUUUAAAGUUGGUGUUCCUUUAUUUAUUUGAAUCAAAGGGUAGCCCUUUAAUCUAAACAAAGAAAGCCCACAAACCAUAAACACUUACCAUUAUUCCAGCACAGGUUCUUCUCUCUACAGACUCUUCUCUCUGCCUUUUCAGUCCUCAAUUAUGAUGACAUUGGUCCAAUCCAGUGCUUCUUAGAUGAAAGCCUUGAGGACAGUGCUUCUCUUAGAGUUGCAUUGGAAGCUUUUGGCAUCAUCACGCUAUGCAUGAUGAUGUCUAAAAUUAAGCCCUUCAAACAUCAUGGGGCUUUAAUGAGAAAGAGCCGUGAUUUAGGCAAAAUGUAAACCUUGCUGUUUCUUGGAAAAGAAACACUGCCAGAUAAAAUUAACCGAUUCUUUGGACCAACCCACCUAAAAUAGUGUUUUGGUCCUUAAAG